Messenger RNA from Oryza sativa Japonica Group (Japanese rice), 1281 nucleotides. Its product is annotated as bZIP transcription factor RISBZ3-like. Lineage: Eukaryota; Viridiplantae; Streptophyta; Magnoliopsida; Poales; Poaceae. The record is from RefSeq and is a predicted model, not a curated record. Gene Ontology annotation, molecular function: DNA-binding transcription factor activity. Gene Ontology annotation, biological process: regulation of DNA-templated transcription.
ACUAUAAAAGGGCCAUCACCAACCCAGUUUCUCCUCAUCCGAUCACACACACACCAUAGCCAAAAAAAACACAAUCACUCGACCAAACCACACCUAGCUACUACAAAGCUAGUGAUCAUAAGCUAACCUUAAUUAGCUUUAAUUAGCCAAGAAGAGACAAAGAGCAAGAUCGAUCAUGUACCACCACCACCAUGGCGGCCAUGGCGAGGUGGCGAGCCUCCACCUCCUCUCGCCUCCAAACCCUCCCUUCUUCGGCGCCGCCGCGCACCACCACCACCACCACCACGGCCUCAUCAACAUGGCGCUGCCGCCUCAGGCCUACUUCGUCCCCGCCGCGCCGCCGCCGCCGUUCCAAGAAGCCACUGCUGCGCUCGCCGCCGGCGACGACGCCACCGCCGCGUUGGCGGUGUUUGAGCUGGAGCGCAUCCUGGAAGAAGCGGCCGCCGCGGGCGGCGGCGGCGGCAAUGGCUCACCGAGCUCGGGCUCCGACGGGUGCUGCUACGGCCUGCAGGGCGUGGCUCCGGCGGCGGAGGAGGAGCGGCGGCGGCGGCGGAUGGUGUCGAACCGGGAGUCGGCGCGGCGGUCGCGGAUGCGCAAGCAGCGGCAGCUCAGCGAGCUGUGGGCGCAGGUCGAGCACCUCCGCGGCGCCAACCGCCGCCUCCUCGACGAGCUCAACCGCGCAUUGAGGGGCUGCGCCGACGUCCGCCGCGAGAACUCCCGCCUCCGGGACGAGAAGGCCGAGCUCGCCGGCAAGCUCCAGCUGCUGCUCCCGCGGCAGCCGGCGCCGGAGAAGAACGCCGCCGACGACCAGAGUAGCUGCUCCUCGGAGCCAUGCAAGAACAGCACUACGACUACCGCUGCUGAAUGAAUUAUAUUAUUCAUUAUUAUUAUUAUUAUCCACCAAAUUUUCACUUGAGAGGAUAAUAAUAUUAACAAUAAUAUGUUUAUCAAUAAGAAAACGUGUAUAACUAAACAAGGAUAAUUACUGGGGAUGGAGGCAUGCAUGCAUGCAUGCGCCAUGAGAUCGAUUUUUCUGUUUCGAGGAGGUUUUUGCUGUGUAUUUUUACAACUAAUUAUAUACUUAUACCUGCGGUUAAAUUAACAUGGAUCAAUGGAUCAUAUAUAUUAUUUCUAUUUACAAGUUGCAAAACUGCAGUUAAUAGAACACUAGUAAGACAAAAUGAUGGGGUAGAAGAGGCAUGUACAACUCUAAAAGUAGUAGACUACUUGUCAAAACGUUGUGCAACUAUGAAGUUAAAAAAAAUAGUGCCUUUCAUGUAA